Molecule: messenger RNA, 1399 nt
Organism: Oryza sativa Japonica Group (Japanese rice)
Lineage: Eukaryota; Viridiplantae; Streptophyta; Magnoliopsida; Poales; Poaceae
Product: zinc finger protein 8
Biological process (GO): trichome morphogenesis; trichome differentiation; response to gibberellin
Molecular function (GO): DNA-binding transcription factor activity
Source: RefSeq, a predicted model, not a curated record
UCACGCUGCGUUUGCUCCAUAUCCCAUUCUACUCUAACCCUUACUGCCAUCAUCACAUCACAAGCGCAUAACCAAAAGAAAGAAAGAAAAAUCUUCAAUAGUGGAGAGAGAGAGAGAGAGAGAGAGAGAGCGCUUCUCCUCCUCUCUUCUCUUCUCUUCUCCCCCUUCGCUUCUCUUUCCCCCCACUCAAUCAAACCCUAACCCUACUGCGUACGCCGCGCCAUCGACGACGACGCGCUCGCGCGAUGAGCGUUGAGCGAGAUGGGCGCGACCAGCCCAACAUCGACUCGUUCUCGCAGCUGCCGUUCAUCCGCCAGGCGGCCCGCGAGAAGCCGCCGUCGUCGUCGUCCGGCGGCUCCGUCGUCGUCCCUCCUGCGCCCAUCCGGCUGUUCGGCUUCGACGUGCCGCCGGACGCGUCCACCACCGCCGAUGUGCUAGGAGAGAACAAGGAGAGCGCCGCCGCCGUCGUCGCCGCUGAGGGGAGUAAACAAACGGCGUCCGGUCUGGACGCAAUCGGCGGCGGCGGCGGGAGCCGGAAGUUCGAGUGCCACUACUGCUGCCGGAACUUCCCGACGUCGCAGGCGCUGGGCGGGCACCAGAACGCGCACAAGCGGGAGCGGCAGCGCGCGAAGCACGCGCAGUUCCAGACGGCCAUGGCCAUGCACCACGGCCACGGUCAGUACUACCCGCUCCCGGACCCCUACGCGGCGGCGUUCGCGGCGUACCCCGGCCACCACCACCACCACCGCUUCGCCGCCACCGCCGCCGCCGCCAUGCCUCCGCCGCCGCACUACCCGUCGUGGGCUGCAGGCUCCAGGUACUACAGCGGUCCAGGAUCCAUCUCGCAGCCGAUCAACGGGAGCCCGGUGGCGCCGGCCGGGAUGUGGCGGCUCCCUGCCGCCGCCAGCUGCGUCGGCUUGGCGACGACGACGACUACGGCGGCGCCGCUGCCCGCGCGGCGCCAAGAGCGGCCGGCGGCGACAAUUCCUUCGCUGCUCGGAGGCGGCGAGGAGCCCGUGGUGCUGGGAGGAGCUGGCUCCACCUCGUUCUCGCCGUCGACGUCCUCCUCCUCGUCGUCGGCGUCGCCGCACGAGCGGCGCGCGCAGCCAGCGCGUAAAGAGAAUGUGAGUUUGGAUCUGAGCUUGUAGCAGCGGAGGAAUGAUGGCCGGUGUCAGCCUCAUAAUUGUUUCUUAAUUACAAAACAAAAUCAAGUGCCUUUUCAUUUCACGUUUGGAUUUAUUUUCAGCUCGUUGAGCUAAUACCAAUGGUACUAGAGAUCAGCUACUAAUUAAGAUAGUAGUAUCAUCUCUUUCUCUGCCCUUCCAUUUGACUGCAACUCCUAAAUUUGUUCGAAUUCUUCAAAUUUUGCUCGAACAAUUAUGUUAAUUUGUUUCUGGAA